Messenger RNA from Panicum virgatum (switchgrass), 2177 nucleotides. RefSeq names its product teosinte glume architecture 1-like. Bases 617 to 1936 code for a protein of 439 amino acids. Gene Ontology annotation, cellular component: nucleus. Lineage: Eukaryota; Viridiplantae; Streptophyta; Magnoliopsida; Poales; Poaceae. Gene Ontology annotation, molecular function: DNA binding. The transcript has 3 exons. The record is from RefSeq and is a predicted model, not a curated record.
UUGGCCUCCUCCUCCAGUCCUCCACUCGAUUCCUCGUCGUCUCCUCCUCCCUCUCUCUCACCCCGUCUCUUUUCAUGCACACACUCCCUUGCUACAGUCGCUGUUGCCUCUGUAAGUACUGACUGCUACCUCCACUCCCGGGCCUCGCUUUUGUUGCCGCAAAUCUUUGUUGGCCGCCGCCGCCGCCGCCGCCGCUAUCUAUACACUGCACCUUCCAUUUCUGAUUUCUCCUCGGCUCAGCUCUCACUCUGAAUAGUUAAUAGUCUUCUCCAUCCAGCCUCGCAGCUCAAUCCCUUGUUGCGUUUGCUGGAUUGCAGCGUGUGUUUGGUUUGGACACUGGAGCUCGUGCUUCGAUCUGGCCGAGCUCCUCUGGGACUGGGACACCAAUUAGCCAGUAGAUCUGGUGCUGCCACUGCCAUCUCCCCGACCGAGACCUCGGCCGUGGCAAGAAAAUGCCCGCGGAAUGAGAGGGACAGGCCCCGGGAGUGGAGCAGCCCGAAAUAGCCAUUCGAGCGCGUGCGGAAGAGGAGGGAAGGUGACAGCUUGGGCAGGCAGUAGAUAGGUAGAGGAGAGCUCGAGCUGAGCUGAGCUGAGCUGAGGAGAGGCCGGCGUCGGCAUGGACUGGGAUCUCAAGGCGCCGGGCGCGUGGGACCUCGCGGAGCUGGAGCAAGACCACGCGGGCGGCGCGGCGGCGGCGGCAGCGGGAGCGGCGGGGACGUCCGGCGGGCACGGCAAUGCGGCCGCCUCGGCGUACCGCCCGCCCGGGGCGCCCGAGUGCUCGGUCGACCUGAAGCUUGGCGGGCUGGGCGAGUGCGAGCUCGGAGCGGGGCCGGCACGCAGGCAGCCCGCCGCCGCGGCGGGGAAGGCCCCCGCCCCCGCAGCCUCCGGGGCGGUGGCGGCGGCAGGCCCGUCGUCGCCCGGGCCCGGCGCGCCGGCGAAGCGGGCGCGCCCGGCUGGCGGCGGCGGCGGGCAGCAGCAGCAGCAGCAGUGCCCGUCGUGCGCGGUGGAGGGGUGUACGGCGGACCUGAGCAAGUGCCGCGACUACCACCGGCGGCACAAGGUGUGCGAGGCGCACUCCAAGACGCCCGUCGUCGUCGUCGCCGGCCGCGAGAUGCGCUUCUGCCAGCAGUGCAGCAGGUUUCACUUACUUGCGGAGUUCGAUGACACCAAGCGCAGCUGUAGGAAGCGGCUAGAUGGGCACAAUCGCCGCCGCAGGAAGCCACAACCAGAUACCAUGGCUUCUGCAAGCUUCAUCGCGAGUCAACAAGGGACACGAUUCUCACCAUUUGCCGCUCCAAGACUUGAUGCGAACUGGCCGGGUGUAAUCAAAACCGAGGAGAGCCCAUAUUACGCUCACCAAAUCCCUCUGGGCACCAGCAACAGGCAUAAUUUCGUCGGCUCGUCGUCUGCUUACGCCAAAGAAGGCCGCCGCUUCCCUUUCCUGCAGGAGGGCGAGAUAAACUUCGCCACCGGCGUGGUGCUGGAGGCUCCGGCUUCAGCGCGCCAGCCGGUCCUCAAGACGGCAGCACCUCCCGAGAGCAGCACCGGCGGCAAGAUGUUCUCCGACGGGCUGACCCGCGUGCUCGACUCGGAUUGUGCUCUCUCUCUUCUGUCAGCUCCGGCUAACUCCUCCAGCAUCGACGUCAGCAGGAUGGUCCCGACUGAACACGUCCCCAUGGCGCAGCCCGUGGUGUCGGGGCUGCAGUUCGGCAGCCCGUCGUGGUUCUCGCGCCCCCAGGCCGCCGCCGCCGCCGCGGCCACGGCCGGGUUCCCCUCAUGCCCCGUGGUGGAGGGCGGGCAGCAGCUGAACACCGUGCUGAGCUCCAACGACAACGAGAUGAACUACAGCGGGAUGUUCCACGUCGGCGGCAGCGGCGGCGGGGGCGAGGGCUCCUCGGACGGCACCUCUUCGUCGCUGCCCUUCUCGUGGCAGUAGUUAUCACUUCCUUCCCAGCGGCUGUUCUUGCGUGCUUCCGACCUGGUAGAGCAAUUCGCUUCAGUGAAUGAUCACUGAUCAGCACUGGUUUUCUGUCUUUUCUGCAUCCAUUUUAUUUUUCUCGAAUCGAUUCUACUCCCCAGCAUUCGUGUGGACAUCCUGAGCAUAAUUCGGUGCUCGUUUUCCUGAAAUUGUCUUAACUGUUGUGGUGCCUGCCGACUGCUGACCGCAGUGUUGCUUC